Molecule: messenger RNA, 1423 nt
Organism: Cannabis sativa
Lineage: Eukaryota; Viridiplantae; Streptophyta; Magnoliopsida; Rosales; Cannabaceae
Exons: 5
Coding region: 389-1423 (344 amino acids)
Source: RefSeq, a predicted model, not a curated record
UAGACUUUUAUUUGGGCUUACAUUAAAUUUUAUUGGUUUUAUUAAAACUUGGGUUGAUUGGAUAGUUCUUUGCUGUGUUAGCCCAUGUUGUUGGUGAUCAAUUGUUAAUGGGCUUAGCAUCUGUGAGUAAAGUCUAGGUGAAGCAGAAGUGUGGGCUUUUCUAGUUGACUGAAGCCUUUGAUGAGCAGGCCCAGCCCAACUAGGGUUUUGUAGCUAAGUCCCCUCCCUAACUCUAUAAAUACAUAUUGUCUCAUCACAAUUGUAUACCUUUUGAUAAUCAGAGAAAAUAAACUGCUUCUGAUUUAGAGAUCUAGGGAGGAAGACUUAGUUGAUAGUAUUGCACUAUCAAAUUGGAGUAACUGCUGUGGAUCAAUCAGAGAUAAUUGCUAUGGAUCAAUCAGUCUCCUUUUCUGUGAACAACAAUAAUGCUUCCAUCCAUAUUUUGAAUGCUUCCAACUACAAGACAUGGAAACGAGAUGUGGAAUUUACUUUAGGCAUAAUGGAUAUGGACUUGUGCCUACGAGAAGAAAAACCUGCUGAUCUUACUGACUCCAGUACAGCUGCCGAGAGAACUCAUCAUGCACAAUGGGAAAAGUCAAGUCGUCUCAGUCUUCUUACUAUGAAAAGAUCCAUUCCUGAACAUCUAUUGAGUGGUUUGCCAGACACUACAAAUGCCAAAGAGUUUUUCAAUGCUGUAGAAAAAUUAUACGACACUGGAGAAAACGCUGAAGCUGGACAUCUUAUGGAUGAAAUGACAACCAUUAAGUAUGAUGAAUUAAAAGGAGUGCGAGAUUUUAUUCUGAAAUUGGUGAAUGUUCAGUCCAAGUUAAAAGAUCAUAAUAUUCCUCUUCCUGACUCUUUCAUUAUUCAUCGAGCUCUUCAUGCUCUUCCUGCCUCUUUCAGCCUAAUCAAGACAAACUUACAACACUUACAAUCAAACAUGGACUAUCGGCGACCUAAUUUCUCGGCACGAGUUGUCUCAAAUCCUUAUGCCAUUUCAGAAAGAUAUGUUCAACCAGGUUCCUCUUCAAUCUAUUCAUCUUCUGCUCUAGGUCGUGGUUCCUCUUCUACUCCCCCUACUGUCCCUCUAGGAACACGACUUGUGUGUCAGCUGUGUUCUCGAGUUGGUCAUCUUACUUCCCUAUGUUAUCAACGGCUCAAUAUGAAUUUUUUUGAUGUAGGUGCUGCUAAUGUGAACACUCAGUUAUUGCUUCUAGUGUUACUGAUGAAGCAUGGUAUCCUAAUUUCGGUGCCACUACGCACUGUAGUAGGGGACAGUGGCGAUGGACAAAAGAGGGCAGUGAUAGCGGUGAUUCUCAUAUCCAUUUUUUUGAAACCUGAAGCUGAUUCCAAAAAUAUCGAUCCAAAACUGACGGGAAUAAAAGUUUUUGUAAUAGCGCCCCCACGCACUAGAACCAAAUAA